AUGCAGAAAAGACGUCAAAUUUCCGAUGAACACAUCAUGGUUUAUUUCCAAGAGAAGGCACGGUUAUGCCGUGGGCUGUCCUUAUCGUUCGACGAAACACGUGAUUACAUCAUUCAAGGGAUCUACCACAAAGAAUUAGCCAUGUACGUGCUGGGUAAGAAUCACGUUGAUGAAGAAGGGCUGAUGAGUGACCUGUUGGAUUGGACUCGUAUGAACGCAAAACGUACGGAGACCAAGCACGAAAAGGAGCAAAAGAGCCGUCCAACUGCAAAGGUGAGCGCAAAAGGUGGCUCAGAGUCAGGAAGUCACGCUUCUGGUUCGACGGGAAAGUGGGUCACGAAGACACCAAAACCUGAAGUGAAUGACAAAUCUAGUACUGAUACAGACGAAAUGGCGGAAACGGACAAAAGCAAGUGUUAUGUCUGCCGAAAAGUUGGUCAUUGGGCAAGAGACUGUAGGUGGAAAAAAAAGAGUAAGUGCUUUGCUUGUGGAGCUGAAGGACAUUUCGCGCGUGACUGCACGUCACGACCAACUGUCAAUAAUGUGAUGAUGAUGAAAGAAACAACAAACCCCUACCUCAAGCGUGGAAAGGUUAACGGCAUCGAAAUGACAGUACUACUGGACACUGGAAGCUAUUAUACCUUGAUGAGAUUCGGUAUGGCAUCCCGAUGCGAGUUAGAGUUAAGGAGAACCAAGAAAUUGUUAUACGGACUAGGCAGUGUCUCAGUGCCGUCAGUGAGUGCUGUAGGGAAGGUGAACACCAAGAUUACGGUAGAUAAUGUCGAGGCUGGUCCGGUCAAGGUAUUGGUAGUACCUGAUAACGUACAGCGGUACGACAUGAUUAUUGGUCACGACUGGUUAGACCUAGAUGAGGUUACUCACAAGAAGGAAGAGGGAAAGCUCAUUCUGUGCAAAUCAAAGGACGAUAUAGGACUGGGAGAUGUGUCGGUCGUAACCACGGAUAAUGAAAUGGACAUACUACAAGUGCUAUCACUGCCAGGUCAUAGACGUAGAGAUCUAAGGACUGAGGAUUUCAAGUAUGUUAACGCCGAUGUAUCCAUUGAAGAGCAGACAGAGCUGCUGUCGUUGAUAAACGAGUAUCGCGAUUGUUUUGCUCUGGGUAUUGAGGAGUUGGGAUGCACGACAAUGAUGACGAUGGAUAUUAACGAGACUGAACGGAGUGCACCCGUGACUAGCCGACCAUACAAAACCACAGCUGCCGAUCGAGAAGCUAUAGCUAAAAUAAUCGGGGAAUGGAAACGACAUGGUGUAGUGGUGGAGACUGACUCGCCUUAUGCUAGUCCAGUGAUCUUGGUGAAGCAAGGCGAUAAAAACAGAUUAUGUGUGGAUUACAGGAAGCUAAACAAGCAGAUAAUAAGACACAAUUUUCCAUUACCUGAUCUGCAGGAACAAGUUGAGUCACUGAGAGCGGGACGUUAUUUUACGCAGUUGGACCUAGCGAGCGGUUAUCUGCAAGUGCCCCUGUCUGAAGCUGCUCAAGAAAAGACGGCCUUCAUCACGCCUGAUGACACUGGCCAAUUUACAAGAAUGCCUUUCGGGUUGGCGGGAGCCCCCGGAGAGUUCACACGGCUGAUGAGGAAGGUGCUGGGCAGUCUCAAGGACAGAGUAGUCAAAAACUAUUUGGACGACUGGGUAGUAGAUGCUGAAAACUGGUCGGAUAUGCUGGUGAAAGUAAGAAUGGUCCUAGACAAAUUGAGAAUCGCAAAUCUUACACUAAAGCCAUCUAAGUGUUCAUUUGGGGCAAAGAGAAUUGAGUUUUUGGGAUUUAUCAUAGGUGGAGGUCAGAUCAGUCCAGGUACAAUAAAGAGUGAAGCCAUUGAAAAGUUCCCGGUCCCAAAAGAUGUCCACGGUGUGCGCAGAUUUCUGGGCCUCACUGGAUUUUUCAGACGUUUUGUUCAGAAUUAUGCUACCCUGGCGGAACCUCUAUCGAGGCUGACAAAAAAGGACGUAGUGUUCGAGUGGUCAACUAUGCAAGAAAGUGCAUUCAAUAAAAUGAAGAGAGUGUUUGCCGAUAAACCCGUAUUUUGUAUGUUUGACCCAAAAGCAGAGGUCACCGAGGUCCAUACAGAUGCAAGUUCCGUGGGGCUCGGGGCAAUGCUACUGCAAGGCAAAGAAAAAGGGUCACCACUACAAAUAGUAUAUUGCAUAAGUAAGAAGUUGGGCACUGCGGAGUCGCACUAUCAAGUUGGAGCUAAUGAGUAUAGUGUGGGCAGUGGAUAG
Messenger RNA from Macrosiphum euphorbiae (potato aphid), 2241 nucleotides. Lineage: Eukaryota; Metazoa; Arthropoda; Insecta; Hemiptera; Aphididae. The record is from the annotation of a GenBank genome assembly.